AUGGCGCCCCGUAUCACGUACAAGCGACGCCACGCGUACAACACGCGCUCGAACAAGAUCGUCAAGAAGCGAUUGCCCGGCGGGUCUUUGGGCAUCGCCUACGUCAAGAAGACGACCAAGGGCGCGCAAACGCCGGCUGGUGAUGCCGGUCGCAUUCACGGGGUUCCGCGCGUGGCGACGCAAAAGUAUAGCCGCAAGCACAUGUCCAAGAACAAGAAGAGCGUGACGCGCGCGUACGGCGGCGUCUUGUCCGCUGGCGCGGUUCGUGAGCGCAUCGUGCGCGCGUUCCUCGUCGAGGAGCAAAAGAUUGUCAAGAAAGUGCUCAAGCUCCAAGCCGCCAAGGAAGGCAAGUAA
Molecule: messenger RNA, 354 nt
Organism: Ostreococcus lucimarinus CCE9901
Lineage: Eukaryota; Viridiplantae; Chlorophyta; Mamiellophyceae; Mamiellales; Bathycoccaceae
Gene: RPL34
Product: Ribosomal protein L34, component of cytosolic 80S ribosome and 60S large subunit
Exons: 3
Coding region: 1-354 (117 amino acids)
Biological process (GO): ribosome biogenesis; translation
Cellular component (GO): ribosome; cytosolic large ribosomal subunit
Molecular function (GO): structural constituent of ribosome
Source: RefSeq, a predicted model, not a curated record